Chenopodium quinoa (quinoa) is the source of this 980-nucleotide messenger RNA. Its product is annotated as heavy metal-associated isoprenylated plant protein 20-like. The transcript is spliced from 3 exons. Gene Ontology annotation, molecular function: metal ion binding. The coding region runs from base 291 to 737 and encodes 148 amino acids. The record is from RefSeq and is a predicted model, not a curated record. Lineage: Eukaryota; Viridiplantae; Streptophyta; Magnoliopsida; Caryophyllales; Amaranthaceae.
AGUAGAGAAGGGUACAAAAGUUAAUAUAAACCACCAAAAAUCGAACCCACAUACUCAAAUGAUAGGGAUGUAGGGAUUAAGGUAGCUCACAUCCAAAAACGAGUCAAGCAUAAAACAAUCAGCAACUUUAUAAUUGUUCUAUCUUUCCAUUUGUAUUCACAAAUCUCUCCUACUCUUACUCUUCCUGUUUCCUCAUUUUUCUACCUCCUUCAUCUCUCUGUUUUACUCUGCUUUGAUUUGGAUUCUCAUAAAUAGUAACUUUCUCUGAAAAAGAAUCACAACAAAAAUAAAUGGGGCUCUUAGACCAUGUCUUAGACUUUUGUGACGAUGUUACCUUCCCCAAGCGUAAGAAACGUAAACCAAUGCAGACAGUUGAGAUCAAGGUGAAAAUGGACUGUGAUGGUUGUGAAAGAAGAGUCAGAAACGCUGUCACCAAAAUCAAAGGUGUGAAAUCGGUAGAUGUGAACCGUAAGCAGAGCAAAGUAUCUGUAACUGGAAACGUGGAGCCAAAGAAGGUACUUAAGAAAGUGAAGAACACAGGAAAGAGAGCGGAGUUUUGGCCAUAUGUACCAUAUAAUUUGGUAUCGUACCCUUAUGCUCCUCAAGCUUAUGAUAAGAAAGCACCUACCGGCUAUGUUAAGAAUGCACCUCAAGCAUUUGCUACUCCUGGUGAUCUUGACGACAGAUACACUUGGAUGUUUAGUGAUGAAAAUCCUAAUGCUUGUUCAAUUAUGUAAUUAGUUAUAUAUAAUUAGUGAUCGAACUAUAAUUGUAAGAUUUUGAUACUUGCUAGCUUAGAUUUACAUAUAUCAUGGUAUGUAAAGAUAGCAUGUUCCAAAAGAGUGCGGGGUAAGAUCUAUGCAACGUUUAAUUAAGUGUAUUUGAAUGUAUUUAGAUAAUAGUGCUAUUUAGAAUUAUGUAUUUAUUAUGACAACAUACUUGCUUUUUUUAUACGGUUAUAAAGGAUUUUUUAACGUAAA